Molecule: messenger RNA, 255 nt
Organism: Entamoeba dispar SAW760
Lineage: Eukaryota; Evosea; Mastigamoebida; Endamoebidae
Exons: 2
Coding region: 1-255 (84 amino acids)
Biological process (GO): spliceosomal snRNP assembly; mRNA splicing, via spliceosome
Cellular component (GO): U5 snRNP; U1 snRNP; precatalytic spliceosome
Molecular function (GO): RNA binding
Source: RefSeq, a predicted model, not a curated record
AUGACAAAAGCAAUGAUAUUACCAGUUAAAUUUAUAGUUAACUUAGCAAAACAUAAACAAAGAGUUUCUAUUUGGUUAUUUGAAAAUACAGCAUUGAGGAUUGAAGGAACGCUUUCUGGAUUUGAUCAGUACAUAAACUUAGUUCUCACAGACACUGAAGAAGUAUAUUUAAAAACUAAUACUAGAAGAAAGAUUGGAACAAUUCUAUUGAAAGGAGAAAAUAUAUCAGUUAUUAGUAAAAUUGAAGUUCGUUAA